AUGGUAAGUGCGAACAGACGAUCAGGCAUCGGGAAUGCCCUAGCAACAAAGGAAACCCGGCCCUUAUGGCCUGACCAGGACUUACAGAUGGAGGCCCCUGUGGGCCAGCUGCGCAUCGUUCCUUCCGGCAACGGAACAACCAGCGACAGCGGUGACCAGACCAUUAACCUACUCAGACUACUUGAUGUCUAUGUACCUAAUAGAACUGCGCAGCCAAGCCAUGCAGGAGCCGCAUCUGCAGCGCCAACACAACCCGAUGGCCGGGCAGACGCUCUCCGGGGCGAUCUCAGGGCUCUCCUGCAGGCCACAUACCAUCAGCUGUCGAAAUGCAGUGGACGAGACUGGCCGCAGCAGUCAACGCCCACAUCGUCCGUGUCGUACGUCGUGGCUUCGGAGAGCACGCAGGACGGCACCAACGGUCGGUACGAACAGCUUCCCCACGUGACAAUAAGGCCCCCGGGGCUGGUCAACCGCCCGGGGCCCCGAACAGACGAGUUGGCUGACGUCAUGACGCGACGGGGGACCGCUAUGGCCGUACUGCCCUGGCGUUGCGACCACAUUGUACGGGAUUACCUGCUUCGAGCUGGGUCCCGGAGGGCGAUGCUGGCGGCCGCGGGAGGCACGCUGUACGACGCCAAAGCGCUGGUGCCCGACGUGCGCGGCCACCUGCGCGAGCGCGUGUUCGUGGUGCUUCACUUCCACUGGGAUGGUCAGGAGCUUUGGCCGUGCGACGUGGAGCCACAACAACCACCCCCCCCGACACAGUUACAGCAGCAGCAGCAGCAGCAGCAGGGCCCCGCGGCGAUGGGGUUUGCGGCUGCACCGGCUGCGGGUUAUUCGAAGGCGGGGGGGACCUCCAACGGGGUCGGAAUGCGGCGGCGCUUCUCCGUCGAGGAGAGCAACGUGCAGUUGGGGAUCUUGGUACGGAAAGGUGUCGGCGGCACGUACGCCUUUCAGGCAGCGCAUAAGGCCCUAGAGGCCCAGGGGUUGCUGCCGCUGCCGUCGCCGCAGCCGCUGGCGGCUCAGUCAAGCCAGAUGGCCACUGCGGCGAUGGCGGUUGCGGCCGGCGCGUGCGUUAGUGCUCGGUACGGAGGCGGCAGGGGCAGUGGUGCAACAGCAGCGACAGCAUGUGGCGGUACGGCGGCGGCGGUGCUGCCGCCACGGCUCCCGUACUCGGUGCCCCUGGUACCGCCCGUCUUCCCCAUCCGUGAGCAGAUUCCGCAAGCCGCCGCCGUCGCCAGUUCCGUACAUUCGUGGCGCCGUUCAAUAGCGACGUAUGCAGCGUCAGCGGCGGCCGUGGCGUCGUUGACGGCAGCGAGGCAGCCAGUCGGCGGCGCUGCUGCCGGCGCCGCAACGGCUCCCGUACAUUUGAUAAACCACCACCCGGGAUGUUCUCCGGCCGGCGGCGCCGUUGGCACGUCAGCUACUGCUGCAGAUACUGCUACUGCGGCGGGCGGUGUCGCCAUGCACCCUAGGGUGUCGCCAGAACAGGCAGCAGCGGCUCCGUGUACAACCGAGGUGGCGGCGAUGGUAACCAUCCCGGCGCCGCCAGGGGCCGUAGUGACGCCGUCGGCAGCGGCAGCGGCAGCGGCAGCGGCAGUAGCUCCGGGGGGGUACGGCAAAGCCCAAGCUACAGCGAUGGAAGUGGACAAGGCUCCUUCGAGUACGGCGGAGGCAGCAGCGGAGGAGGGGCCGGCGGAGGCGGCGGCGCUGCAGGAGGCGGCGGCGGAGGAGGAGGAGGAGGAGGGGGUAAAAUUCGAACCACAGGAGGAGGGGGUGGAGGAGUCCGUGCGGCUGGUGGCGGCGGCUCUCUCACCGUCGGAGUUGGGGUUGGAGGAGGAGGAGGUUACCGUGCUGGGGGAGCAGGACGUGGAGGGGGAGGAGAUGGAGGAGGGGGAGGGUGAUGGGGUGGAGGAGGGUGAUGGGGAGGAAGGGGAGGGGGAGGAGGAGGUUGAUGGGGAGGAGGUUGAUGGGGAGAAGAGUGAUGGGGAGAUGGAGGGGGAGGUGGGUGAUGGGGAGGAGGGUGAUGGGGAGGGGGAGGAGGGGGAGGGGGAGGAGAGGGAGGAGGGUGAAGAGGCAGGGGAGCAAGAAGAGGCGGGGGAGGAGGAGCAACAGGAGGAGGAGGAGGCGGCCGCAGAUAUCGGGGCCGGUAGGUCAGGAGGGGUGGUCGUUGAGGAGGUCGUUGAGGAGGAGGAGGAGGCAGAGUUGGAGGGGGAGGCAGGGGCAGCCGCAGCGGCGGAAGAAGCGGACAUGGGACCGGGGGGCCUGGGGGCGGAAAUCAGCGGGCCAGCAGCAGCUGCCGCCUCCGCUGCGUCGACGCCGACGCCGACGGCAGCGACGCUGGCGGCGGCGCCCUCCUCCACCCUAGUGGGUCGAACAGCCCACGUCAACAACCGACUGUACGGCAGUACCAAAGCCAGGCUGGGCCAGCUGGGACUCCAUACGGCAGCACCAGCGGCGGCGGCGGCGCUUCCAAAAGCCGGCCGCGCCGCCGCCGCCGCCGCCAAGCCAUUGAAGCUGUACAGCUAUUGUUGCCGACUAGAGCUGUACGUGGACGAGCAGCUGUGGCGCUGUACAAGCAAACCAGGACGGGACCUGUUGUACUCUGCCGUACAAGCUGUUGAGCGGCGGCUGCAUGACAGCUUCAACGAAUGGAACCACGAGUCGGUUCCGUCGCAGCCGCAGCCGUCGCCGCCGCCGCAGCAGCAACCUUGUACCCAGCUGACAGCCUAUCACCGUGCGCUGGCCGCGGCUCUCUUGAGCCAGCGCAGCGCCGCCGCUGCCUCGCCAUCAGCGCCACUUCAGGGUCCCGCCGUCCCGCAUCAAUCGCCAUCGUCGCCGGGUGUGACAGCAGCGGCAGACGCAGGCGCUGACGCCGCCGCUGCCGCUGCUGUAGGUAUGCUGCCAGCGGCGGUGGCAGCGGCGGCGGCGGCGCUGCCGGCCUCAACACUCACGUGUGAAUCGCCGCUGGAGAAGAUGAAGGUUUCGGAGCUGAUGUCGUACCCGUCAGCUGUAUUGGAGGUGACGGAGGUGACGGAGGUGACGGAGGCGCGGAAGACGUCGCCUGAGGCAGCGAUGGCGGCGCCGCCGCCUGUGCCGUCUUUACCAACCUCAUCAUCAUCCGCGGGGAUGGCGGCGCCGCCUACUACGCCGCCGCCGCUGCGGAUGCUGAAACUCCAAAGUGUAGCAACGGCUGAGCAGCAGCAGCCGGCGCCCACGUUGGCAUCGGCUUCAGUGUCGGCGGGGUCCGUACAACCGCUAUUGAAAUCACAGCUGCAACCGCCACCUCCAAAUCCGCUACAGCAUCGCAACGCGCAACAGCCGUCCUUGGAGCCGUAUCAGCAGCCGCAGCUGCCGGCGCUUCUGCUUCAGCGAUAUGCGGAGCUGCUGCAAGCCACCGUCGCCGCUGCAACCGCUGCACGGCAUAUCCCACCGACACGACCACCAACUGGCACCUCCGCCUCUUCCGUACAGCCGCCACCGCCACGCACGCUACUGCCGCCGCAACAACUGCCACAGCUGCCGUCGGCGGCGACGGUGACGUCAGCAGAGGACGCGCGGUUUUGCCCCCCCAUUCCUACCUCCCAGUCAUUCAAGUGUGGCGGCGACCUUCACGCCGAAUCCAAUAGCGCCAAGUUGUCCGGCGCAAGGCUGGAACCCGCCACCUGGACUGCCCGCUCUGGUGGUGACGGCCGCCGCGUUGUCGGCCCGUAUCUCCGAGGGCUGCUGCCUGCGGCCGCCGCCGCCGCCGCCGCUACUGCCGCCGCCGUCAAGAAGCCGUACUGUUCACCAGGACCGCUCGGCUGCGUCGUCCCCAGUACCCUCCAGCGCUGCCAGCGGGACGGCAGUGCUUUGUUCUCAGUCCCCGGCGUCAUCUGCAACUGUAACUGCAACUGCAGCAGCGGCGGUGGCGGGGGCGCCAUCACUGCCUUUACGUUUAGCGCCCCUCGUACGACAGUCGUACAUUCGUCCGAUGGCCGUACCUUUUCCCGUACGGAGUACUUUUUCCGGGCGGACGAGCUGCCUUCGGACUAUUGGAGCUUCGCAGGCAAGCCGACGGCGGAGGUUUGGCCGGCGGCGGACGCCGCUGCUCGGAACGGUGCAACCGGCCCGCCUGGCGGACAAAAUCCUCCCAAGGUGGCGGCGGUGACGGCGGCGGCGGAAACGCCGCCGUUGCCCUCGUCGACGUCAGCAAAGGCGGCCGCAACGGAGCUACCUCCCAGUACGGACGGGCACCUGGCGGAGGCGGCGGCGGCGGCGGCGGCGGCGGAGGCGGCGGCAGGGGAACCGAACACCAGGGUAGCCGCGACGGCAUGCCGUAAAUGUCGUAAUUCCUGCCAUGAGGCCGCCGCUACCGCCGUCGCUACUGCCGCUACCGCCGCCGGUACGACAGUCCGAGGGCCGGUGCCGGCUGUUGCCAUUGACGGAGUGGAAAUCGAUGUCGAGGAUGAGAGGGGCGGUGCAGUCCCGAGGGGCGCUGACGGUGUCGACUGCAGGGGCUCCCUGGCGGAGCGGUCUCAGGCAGCCGGGGGCCCCGGCGGGUGUCAGCUUUCGACCGCCGCCGCCACCCCGGCAGCGUCGCCCGCCAUCCCUGCACCUGAUGCCGCCGGCACGAAGAUCGUACCGACGGCGGCAUCCGUCGCUGUCGGCUCCGUCAGCACUUCCGCUCCCGCCGACGCCGCCGACGCCACGCCGCAGCCCACCACAUCCGUACCGCCAGAGAUAGCCGUACCGCCUGCGUCGCCGUUCCUGUCGCGGGAGCCGCCGCCGCCGGGGCUGCUGCCCGUAGGCGUAGUGACGUUCACGCAGCUGUUCCGCCAGGACGAGCUGUACGGCAUGGAGGCCCAAGUGGACGCCACCGACACGCUGGCGCGCCGCGGGUUGCUCCCGUCGGACUGCUACCACCACAGCUUCGGAGCGGGCGGCGGCGGCAGCGGCGGCAUUGCCGCCGCCGCCGCUGCGCUUAAACGUACAAAGAUGUUCUUCGGAGCACGGUACCUGUGGACUCGGGAGCAGCUGGCAGCUCCCGGCGCCCGCAUCGCCGGCGGGGUGCGGGUGGACGUGCCCCCACCUCUGCGCUGGAUGCGGCAUCAGGUGGAGGCCCCCCUGGUGCGCUGCGGAGUCGUACCGCGGGGCUUCGUGGACAGCAUCGCCCUCAACCUCUACCACGACGGCAGUGAGGGCAUCCAGGUUGGUGGAGGGGGUGAGGGGAGCCACUACGACGACGCCGUUCGGUUCCGGAGACCCAUCUACUCCGUGAGACUGUUUUCCGACAGCCGACUGUCCUUUGGGGGUCAUCUGUACGGCAAUACCAACAACGACUUUUUCGUACCGAUGCCGCGGGGCUGUGUAACGGUAUUAGAGGACGAGUCGUACGCCGCCAACGGUAUCAAGCACUGUGUACGCCCCGCGGACAUGGCGGGAAAGAGCGCCGCACUCAUCCUCCGGGGUAUCGAUCCCGGUGCCAUGCGCCGCGCCAAGCCAGAUAGCGCCACGGCGGCCGCUUCCGGUGCAGCCGCCGCAGCCGCAGCCGCAGGAGGAGGAGGAGGGGGGGGAGGGGGAGGGGCAGCGGCCACACGCCCCGGCAGCGGCGUCGGCGGCGCCCCCGACGCCGCUGCUCCCGCUUGGAGCUCUCCCGCCACCAUUUCCCGGAUCGUGGCGGGAGUUGUCAGUCGGCUCGUCGACGGCGUGGAGGCGGCGGCGCGGCGGGCAGCAACCCGGGGGGCGGCUGUGGCGGCGGUCAUGCGGCGCAUGGUACGGACUGUGUCGCGGGCAGUAGCCCGGGAGAAGCUUAUGGACGCGAUGACGGCGAUAAAGCGGCGUCGGUGUCGGCGUCAGCAGCCGCCCACGUGGACUGCCGUACAGUACGGUAACGGCGACAGCGGUGGCUGUGUGCGUGUAGCUGACGGCGGCGGUCCCAUGGACCGGUCGGAUGACGCAACGUUGAGCUACGAAGAGCGUCAGAUUCGUGGCGUGAUGGACCGGAUGGUAGCUGGUGUAGCGGCGGCGGCGGCACGGCCCGAGCGUAUCACCCGUUCCGUACAGCUGGUCAUGGACAGCAUGCUCAACAGACUGGAAGCUGCGGCGGAGGGCCGUCGUCGCCGUCGCCGCCGCCGACGGCGACAACAAGAGCUCCAGGAAUCGCCGUCAUUGCCGAUGGCGGUGGCGGCGGCGGCGGCGGAGCAGGAUAUGCAGGGUAGCGGCGGCGGCGCCACUACUUCCACAGUCACCGCAGCCGCCGGGGGAUUGCCUAGAAAGCGUGCGCGCGAAGAAGGAGAGGAGUACGAGCUGGCGGGUACGGCAGAUUCAGCAGCAGCAGGCCGUGGAGUCGGCGUCGGCGGGUGUGGCACGGUUGGCCCGGCGGGCCGGUCAACCAGACUAGUCGUACAGAUCCCCUCGGAGACGCAGGACAGGGUCCUUCUCAAGACCGCGUUUUCACCCAACAAGAAGAUUCUCCUGGCGGCGUCAGGCGGCGGCGUCAAGCGUCGACGACGGCGCUCGCAGAUUGUUGCGACGGCGGCGGCGGGGGCGGCAGAAGACGGUACGGCAGCGGCGGCAGAUGGGAAGUGCCAAGCAGCGAUGAAGGUUGCUGACGUGGAUGCGACUGACGCAACCGGCGGCACCGCAAGACUCAUAGUUGGCAGCGGCAACGACGGACAGCCGCCGGCGGAGGCUGAUGUACGGAACCCAGAUCUCGGUGACGCCGCCGGUACGGCAGUCCUUAGCAUCCAGGUGCAACAUCGGCGGCGUGGUCGGCCCCGGCGGCGGCAGCUUGACGUAGAGGGCAACGGCGGCGACGAAUCCAGCGCCGCCGCCGCCGCCGCCGUGGGAUCAACCGCGGCUGACGACGCGGCGGUGGCGGCUGACGGCGCCGUCGAUCCCGCCGCCGUCGAGGAGCAAUGGACCGGCCGAUGGAGCGAAUCACGGGUCCUCCGAGCCGCGACGCGCCUGGCGCUGGCUGGCGCGGAGCUGGGGGGACCUGACCUGCGGCGAGCAGUACGGCAGGACGUGCCGCAUCUAUGGCGCGAGCUGUACGACAACGCAAUUGCCGCCGCCGCGGCGGCGCGGGACAUGGCGGCCCCGACGGCGACGGCUGCGGUGGAAGUCGAGUCACCAAUGUCCCCGGAAUUGCUGCCAAGUCAAAGACUGCAAUCUCCUGCCAAGGCUGUCGCCGUCAGCGGCAGCCACGCAGUCCGCCGCUGCGGCGGGGGCAGCGUCAGCAGCGGCGGCUGCAGCGGCGUCCAAAGCUCCGUCAUGCCCGUCCGACAUCCGCUUCGAGAAGUGGGUCCAGCCCAGUUGCUGGCGCACGCGGCACUCAGCCACGUCAUUUCCGUCGCUGCCGCCGCCGCAGCGGCGACGGCGGCGGCGGCGGCGCCUUGUACAACAGGCCUGGGUUAUGCGGUGGCGUCCGGCAGUGCUCCGACCUCGUUACCGCUGACGUCAGCAGCGGCGGCGCCGGCCCCGGCCGCAGUGUCCAGCACGCUGAGGUGCAAAGGCAGCAGCGCCGCCGCCGCCGCCGCCGCCGCCGCCACCGCCGCUGUCCCCGGCACCGCCUGCGCCAAUGCUAUAGACGACGACGGCGACGACGACGGCGACGGCGACGGCGGCGACCCGCCAAAGCUGAUAUUGCCACGGCUUCGUGAUGAGUGUGAAUCCCUUGUCGAUUCCGGAGGGCCGCCCUCGCCGCCGGCACAGUCGCCGCCGCCGCCGCCGCCGCCGCCAUUUCAGAGGAUCCUGGACACCGGAUCGUUGAAUUCCGUAACAGGGGGACCAGCCCCAGAAGUCCCGCCAGUGUCCGGGCUGGUGCCGCCACCUCCGCCGCCACGGCCGCCGCUCACGGCGCCGCCGACGCCGUCACUGCAGCCGCCGCGGCAUGUACUGCAAUUCCAACUUCAAAGCCCCAUGCCCCAGUCGCGGGCCACGUUACCACCACCACUACCACCCCCGCCGCCGCUGCCGCCGUAA
Molecule: messenger RNA, 7965 nt
Organism: Volvox carteri f. nagariensis
Lineage: Eukaryota; Viridiplantae; Chlorophyta; Chlorophyceae; Chlamydomonadales; Volvocaceae
Exons: 25
Coding region: 1-7965 (2654 amino acids)
Biological process (GO): mRNA processing; mRNA export from nucleus
Cellular component (GO): nucleus
Molecular function (GO): oxidative RNA demethylase activity
Source: RefSeq, a predicted model, not a curated record